AUGGAUGAGCCACGUUUUGACAUUUAUUGUGAUCCUGACAAUCCAUUAAAACUAGAAUAUAAUGACGUCAAGGAAGCUUUUGAAAGAAUAAGAAAUGGUGUAUUAAAGAGUGAUUUGAGAUUUAGUCAUAAAUUAUCAAAAUUAACAAAUGCUAAUAUAUACUUGAAGAUGGAAGUAAAUCAGGUAACUGGAAGUUUUAAAGAAAGAGGUGGAAGAAAUGCUUUAUUGAAGAUGACUGAAGAUGAAAGAAAAGCUGGAGUAUUUGCUGCUUCAGCAGGUAAUCAUGCAUUAGCUUUAUGUUUCCAUGGGCAACAAUUAGGUAUUCCUGUUACUGUUGUCAUGCCAAAAAUAGCACCAUUAAUGAAAAUUGAUAAUUGUGUUAGUUAUGGAGCUAAUGUAAUAGUUGAGGGUGAAAAUUUAAGUGAAUCUAGAAAUAUUGCAUUAAAAAUGGCUGAAGAAAAAGGUGGAAAAUAUAUUAAUGGUUAUGAUAAUAUUGAUAUUCUUGCUGGAGCUGGAAGCAUAGGUAUUGAAAUUAUGGAACAACUUCCAAAUACUGAUGCAAUUUUGAUUCCAGUUGGUGGUGGUGGUUUGUUAGCUGGAGUUGGUGUAGCUGUUAAAGCAAUAGCACCAAAUGUAAAAAUUAUUGGAGUUGAACCAGAAACAUGUGCAGGAUUUAAAAAUUCAUUAGAACAUGGAAAACCAACUUUAACACAAACAAAAGCAACAUUAGCUGAUGGACUUGCUGUUCCUGUCAUAGGAUGUAAUUCUUUUGAAUCAGCUAAAAAUGCUAUUGAAAAAAUUAUUACUGUAAAUGAAGAACAAAUUGCAAUUGCUAUUCUUCGUUUAAUUGAAGGUGAAAAAAUUGUAUCGGAAGGUGCUGGUGCAACUGGAUUGGCAGCAUUAUUUGAUCAACAAUUUAUUAAAGAAAUUGAAGGAAAAAAUGUAGUUGUUAUUAUAAGUGGUGGAAAUAUUGAUACAACAUCUCUUGGAAGAUGUGUAGAUCGAGCUUUAUCUCAUGAUUCAAGAUUAAUACGUUUUAAUGUUGUAAUUUCUGAUAGACCAGGGUGUAUGGCAGAGUUGUGCAAAGUAAUAGGUGAUGCCGGUGCUUGUAUAAAAGAAAUAUUUCAUGAACGUGCUUGGUUAAAAAAAGACAUUUUUUGUGUUCGUGUAAAAUUUAUCGUUGAAACUAGAAAUCAACAUCAUGUUGAUGAAUUAGAAAAAAAAUUAAAAGAACAUUAUGAAGAUGUAUUUUUUUAUAACAACAUUUAUUAA
Strongyloides ratti is the source of this 1272-nucleotide messenger RNA. Its product is annotated as Tryptophan synthase beta subunit-like PLP-dependent enzymes superfamily domain-containing protein. Gene Ontology annotation, biological process: L-serine catabolic process; L-threonine catabolic process. The transcript has a single exon. NCBI's taxonomy places the organism in Eukaryota, Metazoa, Nematoda, Chromadorea, Rhabditida, Strongyloididae. Gene Ontology annotation, molecular function: L-serine ammonia-lyase activity; threonine deaminase activity. The record is from RefSeq and is a predicted model, not a curated record. The coding region runs from base 1 to 1272 and encodes 423 amino acids.